Messenger RNA from Thalassophryne amazonica, 7789 nucleotides. RefSeq names its product neurite extension and migration factor b (gene nexmifb). Gene Ontology annotation, biological process: negative regulation of cell-cell adhesion mediated by cadherin; negative regulation of neuron migration; negative regulation of cell-matrix adhesion. The transcript is spliced from 3 exons. The coding region runs from base 190 to 4479 and encodes 1429 amino acids. Lineage: Eukaryota; Metazoa; Chordata; Actinopteri; Batrachoidiformes; Batrachoididae. Gene Ontology annotation, cellular component: nucleus. The record is from RefSeq and is a predicted model, not a curated record.
GGGUGGGGGGUGGGAACCAUGCAGGGGAAGUGUUUGCAUUUCGGGGACUAGACGCACCUCUGCUAACCGUCCGAAGCCGCCGAGGAAGGAGCCCAUUGCGGCGGAGGGAAAGACGCAGUUUGGGCGCAGACGCCGUGAAGGUGAGACAGCCAAAAUGAUGCGUAGGAGGUGCAGCGUUGAGCCGUAUUGAUGGAUGUGUUAACAGACAACAGUCUCACAUUGAUCGUAAAAUCUUCAGAACCAGAGAAUGCAAAUGCAGUGGAGAAUGCAGGGUUAUGCGAGCAGAAUGGUGAUCUGAGUCUGUGUGGGCUCAUUGAUGCUGCUCCACCUCCAUCCUCACCUGCAGAGACAUCACAUCAGGCCUGUCCAACACAUAAGAGGACAGCACCUGCAUCACCAUCCUUUCCCCUGCCCCUUGCAACUCACCCCUCUCCAGGCCUCUUGGUGACCCCCUGCCCUCCCUCCCAUGAGUCCACAGUUAUAGUUCCCCAACUGCGCCAUACUCCAACAUCAAUUCCUCCCCCAGCUGUAAACUCCUGGGAUCCAACGGUAGACACCCAGAAGACAUCCCUUCCGCUGCCUACUACUGCACUUCCUUUGUCUGCUACAAUGAUGGAGCCUGGCACUGUGUCCACUCUUACAGAGGAGUGUCUUCUUCAACCUAGCCGCACCUGCCUUGGCUGCUUCAUUGAAACCCGUGAUGCUACUGACCCUAACACCAUCCAAAACCCACCCCAUGAUCUUAAUGCCAACCCUGACUCAGAAACGGGGCUGAGUGUAAGGAUAGGGGAUGUGGGGCGUGAAGACUUCUCUGACAUCAACAACUUCAGCAUCCAGUGCCUGAGCCAUGAAGGAGAGGCGGUGAGUCACUAUGGAGAACAGCUUCUCUCUGACCAGCUACUUAGUUUUCCUCUUCCAAAAGCCCCCAGUGAGGGCAAGAGGGUGGAUGGGACCAAACCAGCAGAUGACAGUGAUGACCCUGAGGAUGAUGCAACAGCGAAAAACUUAUAUGAGGGACUGUUACUGGACAAAGUAAGUGGAGAGGAGGUGCUGUUGGCUAAUGCCAGCCAGGACUGGGGGUACUUUGAGUCCUUCAUAAGCGAAAGUAAGAUGGAAUUGCUGGACCUUUGUUCUAAGAAUGAACUGUCAGUCAACCUCUUUUCUGAGGAAGAUGUUGACAACCUGUUUGAUGACGAAGAUGAUGACUCUACUUUGAGCAGUGAUGUAUGUUCACUAAAAAUUCGUUACGAAUCUUUCCAGGACAACAUGCGGGAAAAAACCAAUGUGCUCCAGGAGGAGACGCAGUUCAGUUUCUUCCCGAGUGUCCUGGCCAGUUGUGCAAAGAAAGAGGAAGGAGUGACAGGUUUAAGGAGGACUGCUGAAGAGCUUCAGUCCAAAACUGAUGAGCUCAUACUGGACACAGGACAGGAAGGAAAGGCUGGAGACUGCAGUGGCAGGAGUCCCAUGGAUGGCUCCCAAGGCUCACCCAUGUCCACCCCAAAGGUAAACUACCUAAUGGACUUCAAUUCCACAGAGGAGUCAGGAGAGUUCAGUGAUGACAGCUCAUGUACUGGCUCCUCCUCAGAUACCCUACAGGAGGGUAAGUUUAAGAAAGGCCACUCAAAGAGAUUCCUCAGUCCCUCCAACCCUCUGAACUAUGGCUUGCGCUCCAAGAGGAAGGUUCGCUACAGUGAUGAUUACUUAUAUGAUGUUGACUCACUUGAAAGUGAGAAAAAUGCAGAGAAAAAAGAAAAAGCUCCCUUGGGUCAGAAGGAGGAGGAGGAUGUAGACUGGUGUCCCAAAAAGCGUAGGAAAUCUUGCCGUAAAGAGCCACCAGUGGUCAUUAAAUACAUAAUCAUCAACCGGUUUAAAGGCGAGAGACUUAUGUCAGUGAAACUGGGUAAGUUGGACCCCAUAGAAGAUCCUGUGAGUUUAAAUGCUGACACAGUAAGCAAAUAUGAGACAUUGGCUCCUCUGAAGGCUUUCUGGCAGGAGAGGCAACGAGAGAGACAGGAACAGCUUAAGCUGGCUGCCAGAGAUAAACAACAACGUGGUUUUCAUCUAAACGGACGCCAUCAUCGCCCGUUUAAUUCUAGUCAUCCCAAAAGGAAAUACAAAAUUGCGAACAGGCUUAAGGUUCAGAGGAUUCAUGCUGUGGAGCAAUCAGUAACAGCACAGGGCUCCCCUCUCUCUGAUCAGGGCCAGGGAGGUGUCACUAUAGAGGAAGCCACCCCCAUGGUAGGGGGAAUAAUAGCAGCCCCAAGCCUCCUAGUUACAUUAGACACAAACUCCAUCAUGCACACAGUCACAGCCAAGAGUCGCUCCCAGGAGAGGGAGGAGAGGGAGGGGAGGAGAUUGGGAGGAAAUAAAACAGUCAGGAUAAGGAAAUUCAAAAGCGAAGCCAGGCUGAGGAGCAAGAAAAUGAAAGAGGCAGAAGGAGAGGAGGGGAGGAGCGUAAAAAAUGAAACGGAUGCCUGUGUCGCUGCAGCACAGAUUGAGGAUCCGACUGCUGAGUUGGAAGAGGCAGGCAUUAGCUCAACUACAGUCAAACCCCAUUUCCCUGACAAUGCCACCACAGCUCACACACCCGAGGAGAAAUUCCCCUUUGUUUCGUCCACCUGCUCCCUUGAUAAAGCUCCCUCCUCAGAGGAGGUGCAAGCAGGCGUCCCUGUCAUCCCGGGGGGCUACCUGCAAACCCUGUUAGAUGCUACAGACUCCUCCAGUGGGGCACCAAUCUCUUAUUUUCCCCAACAACCCUCUAGACAGCAGUAUCCUCUGGGGCUGUCCCUGGAGGAGAAACAGUUUUCAUCCCUGCAGCUCGCACAGAGCUGCGUCCUCUCUCCUCCCUCGGAGUCCGAGCUCCAACAGUCUCCCCAGAACUGCCCCAGCUUCCCCCAGAUGUGGCAUUCUCAGCUCUGCACAAAUCACAGCCAGAGCUUUGGGCCAGAGACCCCGGAGACUCCCAUUUUACCAAACAACUUUCCAGCUGCUGUGCCCCUGAAUGACAGUCUGCCAGUGUCUAACUACAGCCAGCUGAGUCCCGAAGCUGACAGGUUGCUUUAUGACAAGAGCUACCUGAGUGAGGCUGGGCUGCAGCCUGGGGCAGAUCUGCAAGUGUGUCAGUCUGCCUGUGUGGAGGGCCAGGUGCAAUACCAGAGAGGGUCCCUGUGCACAGACAAUGGCAGGCUCAUCAGCUAUGACUCAGUGGGCUCUCUGUCAGCUUCCUCCAGCAAUUACAGCUCCCUCAGCCUCAAGUCUUGUGAGCGAGAAGGUGAGGAGGAGGGCCGAGACAGCUUCUUAGCUCACUGCAGUCCUAAAGUGGUGAUUCAGCAGAGUGUGGAUGCCCUCACUCCACUCAGGGAGUCUUCAGACCUGCUGGAUAUCUCCAACUUUACCCCUGACAAGUUUAGACACUCAUCACUGUCAGAGCUGUCCCCUCCUGAGACCCCCAACCUGUCCCCCCAGGUGGUGGGGCGUGAGAUGAAGAUGGCAGGUAAUGUUGUAGAGUAUCAGGAUGUGAAUGACAUGACUCUGGACUGCAAUAGAGAGGCAAAGUGGAACUGUGACGUUAUACAGCAACAGGAGCACACAGCAAAUGCAUACACAGUGAAAGAAGGCCAGUUUCCACUGCACAACUUCAACAGUCAGGAUGUCUUAAGUUUAGAUAAAAAGGAGCUGGGUGUGACUGAGUUUGAACAGACUGGUGAGAUGUUGGGUGGUGGGAAAAACAUAAAGUCAAAGAGGAAAGGCAGUUACAAGCAGACACCUGCAGGUCAGAGCCCAAAGAAAGUCCGAGCCCCCAGAGCUCCCAAGUCAGAAAAGGUCAAGACCCCCAAACAGAACUCACGUUCCACCAAAAAGGCAAAAGCCACGCUUGAGGGUAAGGUGGCAAAGAACCAAGCAGGUGGUUGCGGCACAAGCUUGACAGACAGUAACAGUACAGGGGACUUUUCUGGCACUGGUUGGUCAGAGAGUAACAAUCUGGUAGGGGAUGAUCAGCGAGAAUUUGAGGAGCCUUCCAACAUUCUGUCCAACAUCGUCUCUGGCAUGGCUGAAGUUCAGAGGUUCAUGAUGGCCUCUAUUGAGCCACUGUGGAAUCCCAUGUCUGAGGCCUGCAUGCCCUCUGAGGCCAAUAGCCUCAACCUAAAGACCCUGAAAAUUUUGGCAGGCACCGAGGCUGACCUGAAGAAAAAAGGAGCAAUGCUAACAGGGGCUGGGAGAGGUCGAAAGGCAGGGGGAAAGGGAGGGAAAAACCAGGCCAAAUUCAGCCCCUCUCAUCCCUUGUUCCCUCAGUUAGCUCUGGGCUGUAACAUGUUUGAUAAACCUAAUUUUAUUAACCCCGGGCCUGCACACAAAAAGCUGUACCGCCACAAGACCAGUGCAAAGUUCCCUCGGAUUGAGACACUGAAGGGGAAACGAGCUGAGAGGGACCCAAAUAAGGACAUAGCACUGAUGACCUCUUUUGAGAAACUGAGGUAAUAUUUUGUUAUCGGCUGCUGUUGCACCCCCUUUCACUUUCUCCCACUCCACUACCUGCUCAGCCCUCCCUCCCAAGCAUACCUACACUGAUGCUAUGCCAGAGCUGCAUGAGUACUACGUUCCCCCUGACUACUCCCGAUUUCUUUUAACCCCCCUGAAGAGGAAAUUAAUAUCUGCAUGACAAACUUCUUGUACUUUGCAAACUACCUAUUGAGUGAUUGUGUCAAGCUUGAUUGAGAUUUGAAACGACCAUGGCUGCAUUUUUUUUUCUUGCUUUUGUUGUUUCUGCUUUGUUUGUUCUUCUUAUAGUUGUUUUGGUUUUAGUUUUGUCUGAAAAAAAAAUUAAGUCUUGAAAACAGUUCUGCCGCCUUUUUUUUUUUUUUUUUUUGAGGAACUUUUUUUUUUUUGUAUUUUCUCAGCAAACCUCCACUGAAUUAUGUAUUUGUUCCCCUUUUCCCUAAAGAUGUAGCUGUAUACACAAAUGCAUUGAGUGACAUCUACGCACCCCUCCUCCUCAUUUGUUUUUGUAUGCAGAAUAUGGAUGUCCUGUUGUUGCUGUCCUUCAUACACUGCCUGGCUCAUUUCAAGAGGGAAACCUACAAUUAAUGAGCCGUAUUUAAGCCCAGGACAUCUUGAAAAGACAAGAUCGGGACCAUUUUGUAUUGAUGACAUAUCAGACGUCUUUUUUUCUCCACUCCUUCAAAGAUGAAAUGACUUCCCAUUUCCUUUUUUUCAAGCAUUUCUCUCUUUUUCCCCCCUUGAGUUUUGAAGUGCUGUAUCUAAAAUUACAUUUUUACGCCUUGCAAGUUCAUAAAAGCUCCACCCUCAGAGUAUUUUUGUCAAUGUUGUUGUACAGGGACAUGCAAUAUUUGCAAAAAAGAAAAAAAAAAGAAAAAAGAUAAUAUAAUCUUAACAUCAAUGUGCCAAAAGUAACAAUGCUGUGUAAAUGACCUCUAAUAUAUGUGUGAAUAUUGGCUGUUCCUCUUUUCUAUCCAUUUGGGAUAUUGGCUGCGCGGGUUGGAGACUCUUUACAGAGACUUGCCACUCCAGGAAUUCUUUAUUUGGGACUUUUCUCUUGUCUCUGUUGAAAGGCACCAACAGCUGGCAGUGGUACACCACCACUCACUAAACCAAAUCAGUAAGACUCUGAAUUUUCCUCGUUUUCCCCACUUUGUUUGCCAAAUUCAAUUUACCUCAACAUCGUCUGGAGCUGAGACGCAACAAAAGAGAGGCAAAGGGGAGCUCUGCUCUGAAGGCUGCAGCAGAGGAAGAAGAUAAAAAAAAAAGAUGUUCAAAUGAGCUUUCUCUGGACCAUGGAGAGUGUAGUACAGAUGUUCGAGGGUAAGCAAGGAAAUUCUUUCAGUUGGGGCUGUGCCUCACUGAAUAGCUGUUUUAUACUGGAAAUUCAAGGCAGUUUAUGACUCACAGAAAAGCUGACGCAUGCGUCUCUUGUGAAUGAACUACAUUUUUGCAGGUAGAUUUAAUGUGAAUGUGAAAGCAGUUUUCAUUACAGAUGAAAUCAGUAAUCUUGUAAAUGAUGGAAAGCAUGUCUUUGCAUAAGCUUCACAUACAUAGGAAUCUCACUCCUAUCUUACCUGAAAUGAUGAUUUAUAACAGUCAUUUUGACAUGAACAUUGUCUUCUUUUUUGUAAGUUGCACCACAUGUAUUUGGUUAUUAAUUCAUUUCUUUUCUUUUUCCUCAUAAUGCCUAAAUUCGGCUUCUUUCUUUUGGAGAUACCUUCUUUUACACGCAGUCAUCUGAAUUUGGGUGGUUCCAUAUUUUGGCAGAAAAUUGUUACCACAAAUGUGAAAAACAAAGAUAGAUCUGAUGCUGUGUUUCUCAGCUCAGUUAUAAUAACUGAGCUUAAUCACUGCCUCGCUGCAACAAAACCAAGAUCCACAAAUUCAUCUAAAAUUUGGACAUGCUUUCACCUUUUAUUAUUACAGGUGCCUGCAAUGGAGAAAAGUCAUUUGAUACACAGUAUGUAGAAAAUAAAAUUCAGGAUAAACACGCAUGAUUCUUCAGUGAGAAUGUGUUUUAUAAAAGUAUUCACAUAAAAUGCUGCUUUGAACGUGAAACAUAUUUUUGUUUUUUUAAGCGUUGCAGUAAUUAAGUACGCCACACGGCGCGGUGCAGACAAAUUAAAGUUUGAUUUCAAAACAGGCUGUGUCAGAGUGGAUGCCGUCAUCCUGACACACAGGUGAUCAUAAUUGAUUGCUUGCAUAUGGCAGGAAUCACAAUCAAUCUUUCUCUGUUUCUUUAUCUUUUUUUUUCCUCCUCUCUACCAUAAAUCCUUUAAUUUUCUCCAGUAUCAGGGUUAGGACCAAGACAAGCUGCUGAUGGGAAGCUCCACAUGGGCCCUUGGCCCAUUAUUCUGCCUUCUCUCAUUUCUGCCUAUUGUCAAAUUGAAUGUACUUCUCUCAGAUUAUAAUUUUUCUUUUCUCUUUUGUUUGGAAAAUGUGCCACUGUUGAGCUGCCUCACGUUAAAGGUGCUAAGAAAGUUGACAUUGUUUUGUUUUUUUUCUUCUUCUUUAUAAUCUUUUUCUGAUUUUGUUUUCCCAGAGUUAACAAAAAAGAAAAAAGAAAUGCAAACUAGAUUAGGUACCUAACCCUCUUAUGAAUGUAUAUUAUAAUGUUAUGUUCGAUGUAUUCUUCACUUCAUGAUUCUUUGACAUUGAUUGGAAUUACUUUUGCUCUUUUCAUUAAAAGAUUACCGAGCUUUAUAUAUACUGUCUAGAGUUGUUACCAGAAGGAAUCUUAAAGAACUCUUGACACUACAAAAUCUUGUAUAUUUUUUGUGUGCCAAUUUGUAACAUAUUUUGUAAGUGUAUAUUUUUCUUAGAAAGUGCUGUGAAGUAUUUGUGUGUGUGUGUGAGUAACCUUUUAUGCGCCUCUCUGGGCAGUGGAAAGGAUUAUACGAUGACAAGUUUCUGGUUUUAAAAACCAAAAUAAGAACGUAUCAACAGAAGACUAGAAAUAUUUACAUUUCGUUGGGAGUUUUGUAAUAAGACCAUGAUCUUGUUGUGAGAGUGUUGUGUUACUGUGCAAAACACAAAUAAGCAAAGAGAAAAAAAACUAAAUGAAAACUUGGAAAAAAAAAUAUAAUUUGUGAACAAUUUGCUGUUUUAUAGAUUUUCAUGUAAAUUAUUUGAGUAUUAUUUUGUUUUUUGUUUUGUUGUAACUGUUGCAAAGGUUUUAAAUAUUUGUGAUCAAGCCUGUAUGGUGAUAAUGUAAUAUUGGUAACUUGCUGAGUUUUGUAAUAAUGUUUAUGGAGUAAAUAUACAAAUUAAAAUAAGAUUUUGAAUGCUG